GCUGCUUCCUCUCAGGCACUAGAGCGUAGUCAUCAAACAAAAACGACAGCAAGUGCUGGUAGCAGUUGCACGGCAGAAGAAAUAUGGAAGAUAAUUGUGAUCCGGACACAUGUAUACUGGAGCAAGACGGCUCUGAGCUAACAGCCGCUCUGUCAGUGAUGUCAGUGAACCCCCCCGACACACCGGGCAAGAUUGCUUAUGCCCCUCAGCUUUCCCAGGACCUGGCACUGAUCCAGCUGCAGAUCGGGCUCCUCAGGGAGUCAGUAUGGGUUUCCCGAACUCAGCUCAGCUUUCAUGACAUGAGGAAAAUGGCCAUCCAGAUAAUUGCCAGGAGGGAUCCAAAAUGUUCAGUAAUAGAACAGAGGGAGAAUAUCCUGUUGUUCCGGCAUGCGCCCAGUUCUGAAAACCUUCUUAAGAGAUUGAGGGAAUAUGACACAAUACAGGAUGGCGAUCUAAUUGAGGUGGUGUUGUCCGGCUCCACUUCCAGGUCUGAGACGAGUCGCAGCUCACACAUCUUGGUCGUACAAUCAUAUCGCACCCCAACGUUCUGUAACCACUGUGGUGAAAUGCUGUGGGGACUCAUACGGCAAGGCCUCAAGUGUGAAGCUUGUGGGCUAGAUUUCCACAAACGUUGUGUCCUUAAGUUGUCCAAAGACUGUAACCGUGAGAGGCGGCGCUGUGGGUCCAGUCUGUCCCUCUUCCAGCCCAGACGGCCCAGAAUGUCGUCCCUGUCCACGCAGGCCGGGGGGAGCCUGGAGGAGAUCCGCAUGUCGAAGCUGGAGUCCCGGAUGCGGCCCACCUCAUGGGUGGAGCGGCCGCUGUGGUUGGGCAGGGACCAGGCUGAGCAGGGCCGCGUGCCGGUGCCGCACACCUUUCAUAUUCACACUUACACCAAGGCCACCACCUGCCAGCUCUGCCAUCGCAUGCUCAAGGGCCUCUUCCGCCAGGGCCUGCAGUGCUCAGAUUGCAAAUUUAACUGCCAUCGCCAAUGUGAGACGCAGGUCCCCAGUGACUGUCCUGGGGAGAGGAGGACAACCAAUGGGGAAGAUUCUGAAGCAAAUUCCAUGGAGAAAUCUUGCAUGUUUGACAAUGACAUAUAUGUGGAUCCAUGCAAAUGUUUACCUCUGGAUGUAAAGAAUGCUGAGGUCUCUCUGGAUCCGGAUCUGACUGAUGAUUCUGUGGAGGACCAGCCCAAAAUCAGCCCCUGCUUUGGCAGUAACAUACCCCUGAUGCGAGUGGUUCAGUCUGUCCGCCAUGUAAAGCGCAGAGACAGCAGUGUGCUAAAAGAAGGCUGGCUGUUGCACUACACGAGCACUGAUACAAUGAGAAAGCGGCAUUAUUGGAUUCUGGACACAAAGAAUAUCACUCUGUACCAGAAUGACAACAGCACCAAGUACUACAAGGAGCUGCCUCUGUCUGAGGUGUUGCUGGUACAAGGCGAGGGACAUCUGUCCGUCCCACCAUCGUCAUGUGACAGUGGCCAUUCCUUCGAACUGGUGACGGGGACAGUGGUGUACUGUGUCCUGGCGGGAAAGGCCGGCCCAGCUUGGGAGGCAAUCAUUCGACAAGCACUGAUGCCAGUGCAGAAAAGUGGCCACAGGGGGCAAGACUGCAUGGAUUUGGGAAGGCAAAGUGAACAAACAGAGGACAUCAGUGCAUACUACCAGAUCUUCACAGAUGAUAUGCUGGGUUCAGGGCAGUUUGGUAUUGUAUAUGGAGGUGCGCACAGGCAGUCUGGGCGAACCGUGGCUGUCAAAGUCAUCGACAAGACCCGCUUUCCAACAAAUCAGGAGAGUCAGCUAAGGAACGAGGUGGCUAUACUCCAGAAUCUCGCUCACCCAGGGGUGGUUCACCUGGAAGGAAUGUUUGAAACCUCAGAGCAUGUAUUUGUAGUCAUGGAGAAGCUGCAUGGUGACAUGCUGGAAAUGAUUAUGUCCAAUGAGAAUGGUCGACUCCCAGAACGCAAUACCCGCUUCCUGGUCACACAGAUCUUGGAGGCCCUCCGAUACCUGCACUUUAAACACAUUGCUCACUGUGACCUAAAGCCAGAGAAUGUCCUUUUGGCUUGUGCAGAUCCCUUUCCUCAGGUGAAGCUCUGUGAUUUUGGUUUUUCCCGCAUCAUCGGCGAGAAAUCUUUCCGCCGCUCAGUAGUAGGCACACCAGCCUACUUGGCCCCUGAGGUCAUCAGCAGCCAUGGGUACAACCGCUCGUUGGACAUGUGGGCCGUAGGUGUUGUGCUGUAUGUCAGCUUGAGUGGCACCUUCCCCUUCAAUGAGUAUGAGGACAUCGGCCAACAGAUCACCAAUGCUUCCUUCAUGUUUCCCCGACAACCCUGGGCAAACAUCUCCCUGGAGGCGGUCAGCCUCAUCACCAACCUGCUACAGGUGUCCGUCAAGCGCAGGUUCACUGUGGGAAAAGCCUUAGGUCACUCCUGGUUACAGGACUUCCAGCUGUGGUGUGACCUGAGAGAGUUUGAAAGGCGCAUGGGCCUCCGCUAUCUCACCCACGAGGACGACGGGGAGCGCUGGCGGAAGUACGCACAGGAGAAGGGUCUCGACUUCCCCUCACAGCUGGCCUGA
Messenger RNA from Brienomyrus brachyistius, 2579 nucleotides. RefSeq names its product protein kinase D4 (gene prkd4). The record is from RefSeq and is a predicted model, not a curated record. Gene Ontology annotation, molecular function: ATP binding; protein serine/threonine kinase activity. The coding region runs from base 84 to 2579 and encodes 831 amino acids. The transcript has 19 exons. Lineage: Eukaryota; Metazoa; Chordata; Actinopteri; Osteoglossiformes; Mormyridae. Gene Ontology annotation, biological process: protein phosphorylation.